AACACCCAAUCUUCGACAAGGAACCAAUGUCCGACAUUAAAAAAGUUUUCAAAAUAAAAUAAGAAUAUUUUCUGACUUCUGAACGCAUUCGAACCAUAAACUAUAGACCAGGGUUAUCUAGCUGUCAUUGCGGAUGACGUUUCAUACAUUCGGCCAUUUUGUACAAAAUGGCGUAAUGAUAUGUUUCGUCCGCGGUAGAUCUCGAAAGAAAUCCAGUUUUAUUAGUGAAAUCGCUAAGGAGGUAGCAGGCAUGGCGCCUAAAAAAAAUUACACGCCUCUUCAAAUGGCCCAGGCGGUAGAAGCAGUCAGAAAAGGUGAGAAAACUGCAACUGCUGCAAAGAAGUUUGGUGUACCCAGAAUUACAUUACAUGAUAAGAUUUCCGGUAAGACUCCAGUUGAAUGUUCCAUGGGCCCUAAAACAUAUUUGUCAACGGAAGAGGAGGCUAUUUUAGAAAAAUGGGUACUUGAAAUGGCUGAAAAACACAUUCCCGUUACUAGAGAUGAGCUCCUCGAUAGCGUACAACGUAUCAUAAUUGAUCAGGAUAAAACAACCCCAUUUACUGACAAUAGACCGGGAAAGAAAUGGUACAACCUUUUUCUAAACAGACAUCCUAUAUUGUCUGAAAGAACGGCACAAAAUUUAACGACAGCUCGAGAUGCUGUUACAGAAGAGCAUUUAAGGCGGUGGUUUGAAGAAGUUGAAUCUUAUCUACGCCAAAAUGAUCUAAAAGAUGUAUUAGAACAGCCAGCAAGAAUAUUCAACACAGACGAAAGUGCCUUUUUUUUGUCGCCUAAGGCUGGUAAAGUUCUUGCAAAAAAAGGUGACAAACAUAUCUACCAAUCCUCCGGAGACGAAAAAGAUAAUUUGACAGUACUAAUUACUGGAAAUGCCGCUGGACAAUUGGCACCACCCAUGGUAGUAUUUGCAUAUGAGAGAAUCCCGGCCAUAAUUUCAUCCCAGUUUCCUGAAGAUUGGGCAAUUGGACGUUCACAGAGUGGCUGGAUGUGUGGCAGCACGUUUUAUGAAUACAUAGUGAACGUUUUUGAUCCAUGGUUAUUACAGCAAAAUAUCCAAAAACCCGUAGUGUUCUUUUUGGACGGUCAUCGAUCGCAUAUGACCCUGCAUUUGUCGAUGUUUUGUGCUCAAAAUGGCAUAGAAAUCAUAGCAUUACACCCAAACAGUACGCACAUUUUACAGCCAAUGGAUUUGGCUAUAUUCAGACCACUGAAAUCAUUCUGGAAAAAAGCAGUAAAAGACUGGAAACUACAAAACUUAGGACACAAUUUAACAAAAGAUAAAUUUGCCCCUGUCCUUAAAACAGCGUUGCAAUCGCUCACUGAUGAUUCCAUUAAGAAUGGUUUUCGCGCUGGCGGUUUGUAUCCUUUUGGCCCAGACUACAUCGAUCUAACUAAAAUAAAAUCUCGACAAAACCCGCAAGUUGCAACAGAACAGGCACUCUUUGUUAAUUUCUUGGAAAAGGAAAUAGUGGCAAAAUUGGGGACAGAAAAGUUGCAGUUUUUCAAUGAACUCUUUUAUAAAGGUCGAGAUGAAUUAAAUUCUCGGUUAAAUGAGGAAGACACGUCACUGUAUAUAAUAUGGGCUAGCAAUAAACAGAGAGUUCAACGUACAGCUCACGUUGUUGAACGAUCAGUACAAGCUGAAAUUAACUUGAUUCAAGAAGAUGUUUCCAAUCUAGUGGAAAAUUGUGACAACAAUGGUGCAAAUUCAGGCCCUUUAAAUGAAACCAGAACGUCUAAUAAUUCUACAUCGAAUAUACUGACAAACCUAACUAGUGGACAAGAAUCAAAAGAAACAACAAAUAACACCUCAAUUAUUGAUAAGCCGAGUUGUUCUAACAUAACAGAUUCAGUUACAAUACCUUCGACAUUUUGCUCUUCAACUUCAGCUGCGGCAGAAUCCACAACUGUAAAAGAGACGACCAGACCAGAACCAAAAGAAAACUUUAAUGACGUGUUAAUUGUUAAUGAGCAAAGUUCUUCCAACCAAUUAGUAAAUCCACUUCAGACUGCUGCCAAUGCCUGCACUUCAACAUUUACCCUCAAUGAGAAUUCUGUAGUAGAAAUAAUAUCUUCAAAAAAGACGAUCACACUUGAAUCCAAAGAAAAGACUAAUGAAGCUUUGAUAAUUAAUCAGCCAAGUUCAUCGAAGCAAGCAAGAGGCUUACUUCAGAUAUCUUCAACUUCUUCAUUGUGUGUUCUUCAAAGUGCUGCAGAAAAAACACCUUUAAAAGAGAUGAUGAGCAUUAAUACAUCAAAAACUGUUGCAAAUAAAGUGGGAAAUACAUAUAUUCCAUCGCCAUUUAAACGAAAUUUAUUUUGGCCCGGAGAAGAUGAAGAUAAAAAAGGGAAAAAAAGAAGAUUAAGAGAAAAAAUUCCUUUUGCCAUCACAAGUAAAACGUGGAGGGAUUAUCAUGAAGUGAAAGAGAACCAAAAAAGAGAAGCAGCAAAACUAAAAGAAAUUAAAGCCCAAGAAAGAGUAGAGAAAAGACAGUUAAAACAGAGAGAAAUGGAAAACAAAAAGCAAAAUAGAAUAAAAGAUAAAGAACAUAAGAAGAAAAAACGAAAUACAACACCAAAACCGAAACCAAAUGAUACAUCGUCGGACAAUACAGACACCGAGGUAAACUAUGCAGAAAGUGAAGAUAGCUACAACAUGGAAAUCGAACAAGAACUAACAGACGAAGAAAUACCAUUGAGCAAAUAUUCUAAACCAGCAAAAACAUAUUCUAGUGGAGAUUAUGUUAUAAUCCAAUACGAAGGAGAAUUUUUCCCAGGCGAAAUUAAAAAUGUUAAUAAUAACAAAUUUGAAAUUAGCACCAUGACCUUUUCUGUGGGUAACACGUUCAAAUGGCCGGAAAAAGAAGAUAAAAUCUGGUACCAAAAGUCUGACAUAGUCAAAGCAAUUUCAAAACCAACGCUAUGCAAUAAAAGAGGUUUUUAUACGAUACCAGAAAUGAAAGAAUAUCUGCCUUUCACAAUGUAAGGUAUUAAGUAUUUAAUUUAAUGUUCUUCAGAAAACAUUUAACUUUCUUUGUUUAGAUUUUUAAGCCAAACAACUAUUAAUUAAGUGGUAGACUAAAACGAGUCUGUGAUCAAAACCUGCCAUAAAUUUAUUAUUAAAUAAUAAAUAGGUACCUACUUAAUAAUAUUGUAAUUCCAAGUGGAAAAAUCAUAAGAAGUAUGUUAAUUUUAUAUGCCACUGAGAAGAUCUCAUUAAGUUUUGUUGAUUAGUAUUAAGCAAGUAGACGAAACUUAGUAUUAGUAACCUACUUAUGUAACAAAAAUGUGAUUAAAAGUAGUUGACAUAAUAAACAAGAAAAAACUAUUUUAUAAUAUGUAGAUGAUUAAAAAAAUUAAAACAUUAACACCAUACCGUUAAAAUUAUUAGUUAUUUAAGUACUACAAUUACCAAAGCAUUACAUGCCAAAAUGUCCUUGUUUUUAUUUAGCGAAAAUAAAAUGAUUAUAAGACUGA
Ostrinia furnacalis (Asian corn borer) is the source of this 3495-nucleotide messenger RNA. RefSeq lists its product as uncharacterized. The transcript has 3 exons. Bases 134 to 3004 code for a protein of 956 amino acids. NCBI's taxonomy places the organism in Eukaryota, Metazoa, Arthropoda, Insecta, Lepidoptera, Crambidae. Gene Ontology annotation, molecular function: DNA binding. The record is from RefSeq and is a predicted model, not a curated record. Gene Ontology annotation, cellular component: nucleus.